UUCGUAAAUAUCAACAUAUUCAAUUUUGAGAUACAAAAGAGGUGGAUGAGAGAUUCGAGAAAUCUGUUUCUAUAAAUUUGUGCAUGGUCAGGUUGUCCACAUGGCAUUGCAUUAGAGGAUGAAGUACUCAAUGCUCGGUGCUCCUGGAGUAGAAGAAAAUGUUCCUCGUCUCUUCCUAGGUAUAGGAGCCGAAGAACUCCAUCAAAGGGAGUCUGAGAAUAUCGUAGAGAAGAGAAGUGGGUUAUGUUAGUUUAGAUUAAUAAAGAAUAAAAAAACAUGUUUUUAUCAACUAUUAUAUAUUCAAUCAUAAUAUUUGCACCACUACAGUAUAUUGUGUGUGUGUGUGUGUGUGUGUAUAGAGAGAAAGAGAGAGAGAGAGAGAGAGAGAGAGAGAGAAAGAGAGGCGCAAUAGCUAAGCGGCUUUGUAUUAUUACAGAUAUAAGGAAUAUAGAUGUCUAAUUGCGCCUAGAAGAUAGGAGUUAUCUACAGGGAUUGCUUCACAGCUUGAUUUCAGGACCCUUGCACCUGAUCAGAUAAGCUAUUAUCCGCCUAAAAAUGUUCAAACUAAAUUCAAGAAUUUUGAAUUUUGUUCAUAAUUCUAGUCAUGAAUUCAAGCCCCUGGAAUUGACCGAUUUCUCCCACAGCAUUGCAGGUUCCACUUGUUCAAAGUUUGAAUCCAACCGACUACUUAAUGAGUUGAAUAAAUCUGGUCGAAUUGAUGAAGCGCGCAAGGUGUUCAACAAAAUGCUUGAUAGGGAUGAGUUUACGUGGAAUACUAUGAUAGCUGCUUUUGCCAAUUCGGGAAGGUUAGAUGAAGCUAGAAAACUUUUUGAUGAGAGCCCAAUUAGAAGUUCGAUUACUUGGUCAUCCUUGAUAUCCGGAUAUUGUCGAAAUGGAUGUGAAGUUGAAGCUUUUGAAUUGUUUUGGAGAAUGCAGCUUGAGGGAAAAAUGCCCAGCCAGUACACUUUAGGGAGUGUCCUAAGGUUGUGCUCAACAAUGGGUUUGCUUCAAAGAGGUGAACAGAUUCAUGGAUAUACCUUGAAGACGAAAUUUGACUCUGAUGUUUUUGUUGUCACUGGUCUUGUUGACAUGUAUGCAAAGUGCAGGCGCAUCUUGGAAGCUGAAUAUCUCUUCAAUAUGUUACCGGGUAAAAAAAGUCAUGUGAUGUGGACUGCCAUGAUUACUGGCUACUCUCAAAAUGGUGAUGGAUAUGCAGCAAUCAGUUGCUUUCGAGACAUGCAAGCUGAAGGCAUCGAGUCUAAUCAAUUUACAUUCCCUAGCAUAUUGACAGCUUGUGCGGCAGUCUUAUCACUUGAUUUUGGGGCUCAGGUGCAUGGCUGCAUUGUUAAGAGUGGAUUUGGGGCUAAUGUUUUUGUUCAAAGUGCAUUGGUUGAUAUGUAUAUAAAAUGUGGAGAUUUGGAUAGCGCAAAGAAGGCAUUAAAUAAUAUGGACGUUGAUGAUGUAGUUUCUUGGAACUCCAUGAUCGUUGGGUGUGUGAGGCAGGGAUUUUUAGAAGAUGCUUUAUCCUUGUUUGAAAAAAUGCAUGCAAGAGACAUGAAGAUUGAUCAUUUUACAUACCCAUCUGUUCUAAACUCCUUUGCUGCCAUGAAGGAAAUAAAGGCAGCGAAUUCUGUUCACGGUAUGAUCAUUAAGACUGGAUUUGAGGCUUAUAAACUCGUGGGUAAUGCUCUUGUUGACAUGUAUGCUAAACAUGGAAAUUUAGAUUGUGCUUUCCAAGUAUUUAAUCGUAUUCCAGACAAGGAUGUGAUCUCAUGGACCUCCCUAGUCACAGGAUAUGCACACAAUGGCUCCCAUGAAAAUGCGAUUAAAUUAUUUCGUGACAUGAGAUUAGCAGGGAUCUACCUAGACCAAUUUGUAAUUUCCAGUAUUGUGAGUGCCUGUGCAGAAUUGACAAUUUUAGAAUUUGGGAAACAGAUUCAUGCAAACUUCAUUAAAUCAGGGCUUCAAUCGCACUUAUCAGUAGAUAACUCUUUUGUAACAAUGUAUGCAAAAUGUGGAUGUAUAGAAGAUGCUAACAGAGUUUUUAAUUCAAUGCAUGUUCGGGAUGUAAUUACCUGGACAGCUCUAAUAGUUGGUUAUGCACAGAAUGGUAAAGGAAAGGACUCAUUACAAUUUUAUAAUCAAAUGAUUGCUACUGGUACGAACCCAGACUUUAUUACGUUCAUUGGUCUGUUAUUUGCUUGCAGCCAUGCUGGUCUUGUGGAAAAGGGCCAAUACUUUUUUGAAUCAAUGAAUAAGGUUUAUGGAAUAACACCAAGUGCUGAGCACUAUGCUUGUAUGAUUGACCUCUUGGGGCGCUCAGGAAAACUUAAUGAGGCUGAGGAACUAUUAAAUCAAAUGGUCAUGGAACCAGAUACUACUGUUUGGAAGGCACUGCUGGCUGCAUGUAGAAAACAUGGGAAUAUAGAGCUCGGAGAGAAAGCAGCAAAGAACCUUCUUGAAUUGGAACCUUCAAACUCUGUACCUUAUGUUAUGUUAUCUAACAUAUAUUCUAAAGCUGGUAGAUGGGAAGAUGCUGCAAGAAUUCGAAGAUUGAUGAAAUCAAUGGGGAUCAGCAAGGAGCCUGGAUGCAGUUGGAUUGAGAUGAAUGGUCAAGUGCAUAUGUUUAUGUCUGAAGAAAGAGGUCAUCCAAGAGCAUCUGAGAUAUAUUCGAAGCUUGAUGAGAUCAUGAUAUCAAUCAAGGAAGCUGGGUAUGUGCCAGACAUGAAUUUUGCACUUCAUGACAUGGAUCAAGAGGGUAAGGAGCUUGGUCUAGCUUAUCACAGUGAGAAGUUGGCAAUUGCAUUUGGGCUUCUCACUGUGUCACCUGGGGUUCCAAUCAGGAUUUAUAAGAAUCUCAGAGUCUGUGGGGAUUGCCAUAGUGCUAUGAAAUACAUAUCACGGGUUUUUCUUCUGCACAUCAUAUUGAGGGAUUCUAAUUGUUUUCAUCAUUUUGAGAAAGGAAACUGUUCUUGUGGGGACUAUUGGUAGAAGUUUGAGAGGUCAUCCGUUUUACCUUAUCUCCUAUCAAGUGUCAAAUGGCUAGCCAGAUUCGGAUUAUAUUACAGCCCUGGGAACUCCGCACUUCACAAUAUAUAUUCACACUGAGACAAUGAUUAGUAAGUGUGCUAGCCUUGGGAGCCUACCAACCAUAUCAUUUAUCAACCAGGGACCAGCCCACGAUCAGACCUCCAUUUUGUUACCAUGGUAUGAGCACCUUAGCAUGUUUGAUGAAUUAUUCCUCUAGCCCGAAAGUGAGGUGUGUCAAGAAGGUGAAUCGGAUUGGUAACAGGAAAACUGAAAAUCAAACGCUGCUCCCAUCAUUAUGGUUUAUGCUAAAGAGGUUCUUGUGCAUAUGGUUUGGAGAUCUUGCUUUCAGCAUUUACCAAACUAUUAUGUGAAAAUCAUGUGGUCUAGGCUGCCAAAGGUGCUAACCAGGAGUGUUUUUUUUUUUUUUUUUUUUCCUUCACUGCUGGUACUCGGUUGAACGGAGGCACUGACAAGGCAAACCUCUUCUAUGCACAAAAGUCCCAAAGAUGUGAUCCAAACUUACCAUGUUCCAUGUUGCAUCUGGCAUAGCUUCUAGAUUUUCCGACUUGUUUUUGGCAUAGUUUUUGGGGUUUUGAACUUCUGAUUUGGAUGACAAAAUUCUCCAUUGUCCCUUCUUCAGUGCAUGGAGUAUUGCAGGUUAUAGCAUAUGGCAAUUUUUCUGGUAAAUAGGUUGUAGUAUAUAGCUACUGUGAGCAAAGAACAGCUAUCAAGAACUACUGAAUUUCUCUGCGGUAGUCCUGAUGGAGGAUUAAAAGUUAUGAUGUUUACAACAUUUUUUUUUUUUUUCCUUUGCAGAGAAAGUAAAUUCUUUUGUUUA
Molecule: messenger RNA, 3868 nt
Organism: Ziziphus jujuba (common jujube)
Lineage: Eukaryota; Viridiplantae; Streptophyta; Magnoliopsida; Rosales; Rhamnaceae
Product: pentatricopeptide repeat-containing protein At2g03880, mitochondrial
Exons: 1
Coding region: 556-2991 (811 amino acids)
Biological process (GO): RNA modification
Molecular function (GO): zinc ion binding; protein binding; RNA binding
Source: RefSeq, a predicted model, not a curated record